Camellia sinensis is the source of this 797-nucleotide messenger RNA. Its product is annotated as RNA-binding (RRM/RBD/RNP motifs) family protein. Gene Ontology annotation, molecular function: RNA binding. NCBI's taxonomy places the organism in Eukaryota, Viridiplantae, Streptophyta, Magnoliopsida, Ericales, Theaceae. The record is from RefSeq and is a predicted model, not a curated record.
CGUCUCACUUUCGUUCUUUCUGUGUCGGCCUCUCUUUUAAAACCUAAACCCCUGUCGUCGCUCUUCGAAGAAGCUGCUUAAACCCUAUGGCCAUGGCUAUGAGAUUAGCGGCGGCGAGAGUGGCUCCGGCUGGGCCGCUCGGCUUAAGAACUGCGUUGUUCUCGACUCUAACUUCGUCUUCGCCGUUCGUUCCACCGCCGACUAAUCAAGCCGAGAGGCCUCCUCCAGCUGAACCCUCCACCAACCUCUUCGUCUCCGGGCUUAGCAAACGUACUACUACAGAAGGACUUAGAGAAGCCUUUGCAAAGUUUGGUGAAGUGGUCCAUGCUAGAGUAGUGACUGAUCGUGUUUCUGGAUAUUCCAAAGGCUUUGGUUUUGUAAAAUAUGCUACUAUAGAAGAUGCUGCAGAAGGUAUAAAGGGCAUGGAUGGCAAGUUCUUGGAUGGUUGGGUUAUAUUCGCAGAGUAUGCGAGACCAAGACCUCCUCUGCCUGCGAACAAUGCAGGACCAUCACCUUAUCCGCCUGCUUAUGGGUCCCCAUAUGGUCGUCAAUAAAUUAUCAGUGGAAUAAGCUGGUCAUUUCUAAGGUAUAUCACAUUGGUUUGGACAACAAUAUAGCAUUUGCAUUCCAGUUCUCUAUUUUGACUUGCUGAGAGCUUCGUGUUCUAUUAUUUGGAAGUUUAGUUUUUGGAGAUGAUUAAAUUAAGAAACUUGCGGACUUAAAUUGUUGUAUGAUUUUUUUAAACUUCUGCAUGAUAUAUGGAUGUGUUUCUGGAAUCAUCUUGAUUGUCUUCUAUA